This is a messenger RNA of Acromyrmex echinatior (Panamanian leafcutter ant), 3294 nucleotides long. RefSeq names its product GTP-Rho-binding protein rhophilin (gene Rhp). Gene Ontology annotation, molecular function: protein binding. Gene Ontology annotation, biological process: negative regulation of stress fiber assembly; signal transduction. NCBI's taxonomy places the organism in Eukaryota, Metazoa, Arthropoda, Insecta, Hymenoptera, Formicidae. The record is from RefSeq and is a predicted model, not a curated record.
CAAGUCACUACUACAUCACGUGUUUAUAUCGUGUUCUUUGUAUUCCACUUUCAAGUAAAAUUUGAAAAAAGGAGAAAGAGAAAGAUGAACGGACGUUAAAAAAUCGUAUCUUCACCAGCGUCGAGAACAGUUUCAAUUCCGAUGGUACGAUCAAGAUCAUUGUCGAUGUAUUCGCGAUCAUGCUAAAGUGGGUACAUUAUUGCCCGUUGCCGAAGGAUCGUGCGAGCGUUUCCUCGGACACAAAGGUGAUCGAUCCGAGCGAGAUUACGAGGGACGAGAAGGACGAAAGAAGGAUAUACGAGAGAAGAAAAUACGGUGCUGACACAGGAAGUUCGCUAAAUACGCGAAACGCGAAAAUCGCCACACCGGAUGCUAUCAUGAGGAGAUACUUCCGGUUUGGGGGUUCGGAUCCGAGGGUAGCGACCUGCAGAGGAAAACUGCAGAACAAGCGAAGUAAGCUCAAUCAAGAGAUCAACAAGGAACUACGGUUGCGAGCGGGUGCUGAAAAUCUUUUUAAGGCGACGACCAACAGAAAGUUGAAAGAGACCGUCGCAUUGGAGUUAAGCUUUGUCAACUCGAAUCUGCAGUUGUUGAAGGAACAGCUUGCCGAAUUGAACAGUUCAGUGGAACUAUACCAAAAUGUGGAUGGCACUGAGCCCGUUAUGCCGAUGAUACCAUUGGGACUCAAAGAGACCAAAGAUAUUGACUUUCGGGAUCCGUUUAAAGAUUUCAUUUUGGAGCAUUAUAGCGAAGAUGGGGAAAACUAUGAAGAAGCUAUAGCUGACUUGAUGGAAACCAGACAGGCUACAAGGACACCGACCAGAGAUUCAGCAGGCAUCGCGUUACUCCUGCGUUAUUAUAAUCAGCUUUAUUUCAUAGAGAGACGUUUCUUUCCACCUGACAGAAGCCUUGGCAUCUAUUUUGAAUGGUUCGAUUCGUUGACAGGAGUACCGAGUUGUCAACGAACAGUUGCCUUCGAGAAGGCAUCCAUUCUUUUUAAUGCCGGUGCGCUUUAUACGCAACUGGCUGCCAAGCAGGAUCGUCUGACCGCUCGAGGACUCGACCAAGCAGUCGACGCUUUUCUCAGAGCGGCUGGCACCUUUCGGUAUAUCCAUGAGAAUUUCACAAAUGCACCAAGUAUGGAUUUGGGCCCAGAUAUGCUGGAAAUGCUGGUACAGUUGAUGCUUGCUCAGGCAAGGGAAUGUCUCUUUGAAAAACUGGAGCUUCAAUCGAAGGACAGCAGAAACGUCGAUGUUUGUUUAGAUCUUGCUCAAGAGGCAGCUCAGGUUGCGGCGAUAUACAAUGAUGUCCACGGAUUGAUAUCACGCGAGCCAGUUCGUGAUUACGUCCCGGAAACGUGGAUCUCGUUGAUACUAGUGAAGCGCGAACACCAUCUUGCCCUCGCUCACAAGCAUAUCGCUGUUGGUCUGCUGGACAGACCAAUCGCUGAAUUUCGCGUGGAAACAAAACUCACAUUGGAGCAUAUUCAAAAGAGCGACGGGAAAACUCAAUUGGACGCAACUAUUCCCAGAGAUGACAACGAAAGGAAAUUAUUGGGCAAAGCACAUCUCAGAGAAGCUCUUGUUUUGCAUGACGAGAGUCAACGCCUCCAGAGAAUGUGCCGCGAACUGAAAGGUAAACAAGCUCUAGCGAAGGUUCUGAAGAAAGCUCAAGAAGCAACAUUUGAAAGCUAUAAUAGGUUUGGUAAUGAGGAUGAUUUUCGAGAACUUUUGGAUCCACCGGAUAUUAUCGCCUCGACAAAAUUUCAACUUAGCAUCACUCAUCCCGAUUUUGGACAACACGGAGUGGACGACCUUUUCAAGUCGUUGGGACCUGUAGCGAUAUUUUCUGCCAAACGUCAUUGGACCGCGCCGCGAUUGAUACAACUUCAAAGAGGCCCUGACGGCGAAGGUUUUGGAUUUAGUGUACGGGGUGAUGCUCCGGUGAUAGUAGCAGCCGUCGAUCACAAUUCAUUAGCGGAUGUGGGUGGAAUGAAGGAAGGUGAUUUCAUAGUCGGCAUCAGCGAAAAAGACGUCAAGUGGGCAUCCCACGAGCAAGUCGUGCGAAUGAUAAAACAAUGCGGUGACUUUAUAAAUUUGAAAUUAGUCACCCCAAUGGAUAGGAAUUAUUUAAAGAUGAUGAUAUCGGAAGGACAGCAAAAGAAAUAUGAUGAAUAUAAGAGUACGUUGGAUGCGGAAACGCUGGAAAUAGCUAGAUUGGAACUCCGUGAGGAUGACAACAUGAGGGAGCAAGCGCUGAAGCAAUUUCGGCAUUGGAUCGAGAAACAUCCUGCGAUUAAAAAAUGUAGGACCGAUUCGUUGUUUUUACUAAGAUUUCUUAGGACGAAGAAAUUCAGUUUGCCGAUGGCGCAGGAGAUGCUGGAACAGUAUCUCACUAUCAGGCAACUUCAUUCCAAUUGGUUUCAAAAUCUCGACGUUGAUGAUCCGGAACUUAUGGCCAUCAUUGAUAACGGCUAUAUAGUACCAAUGUUAAAGCGAGAUCAACACGGGCGAAAAGUGAUAAUGUCAUUUGCAGGGCGUUUCGACCCUAGUAAAUUCUCAUCUGCACACUUGCUCCGGGUUCAUAGUAUGGUGGUCGAGAGCUUAAUGGACGAUGAGAAAAGUCAAGUCUACGGCUACACAUAUCUCAACGACGAAGCGGGAUUGUCCAUGAACCAUUUCGGCACGUUGUCUUUCAUGGACAUUCGUAAUAUAUUGAAGUGCAUACAGAACAGUACACCGAUGCGUCACAAAGAGACACAUUUAAUCAAUCUACCCAGCGGCGUAGCGAAGUUCCUCGAAUUCGCCAUAUCUCUAUUAAACGAGAAGCUUAGGUCUCGCGUUAUGAUACAUAGGAACAUACAAGAGUUAAAAGAAGCAGUGGAUCCAAAGAUACUACCGAAGGAAUAUGGCGGGGAAAUCUCGCUUUCAGAAAUGAUCGAUGAAUUUAAGAAGGAACUAAAACAGAAAAAAGAUGAACUCAAGGCCCUCGACGAUAUGUAUAUUGAAAUAUCGCCGAAAUAUUAUCAAGAGGCUAACGAAGAAUUAAGCGGAAUAUGCGGUUCGUUCCGAAAGUUAGAGGUCGACUAAGAGCAAUCUAUUUCUUUUCGAUUUUGCAACUUCACAUUGUCAGCACCUUAUUUUAAUAGUUAUUUUUAUGUUAUGUGAUUACACGUCGCGUAUUAAUGAACAAGUGUUUUACCAAAAAGAACCAUAGAAAUAUAUUAUGAUACAGAGAUCGUGAGCACGUAAACGUAUGUAUGUACAAGCGAUUUAUACAUCAAUAAUUGUUAAC